AUGUCUCAAGAUCGCCCGGCUGAGAGCGGACCAGACGAGGACGAUAGCAUGCCGCUCCUAAGGACGUACCUAUCGCGGAUCAGGAGCCGUGUACUCUCAAAAGAUGCCAGCUCCGCGAGUGCCGUCAAUGGCAUGUCCAAGUCCGUUCUAGUCAUGGGCAACCCGUCCGCAGACCUGGACAGUUUCAUCUCAGCCGUUACCACAUCCUACUUCUACAACCUGCAGAGCAACUCUAAACACGCCAACGGGAGGACAUACAUCCCCAUCCUAAAUCUCCCAUCAGUAAAAUCAGUCGAGUUAUUGAGACUACGGCCCGAAUUCGGCGUCGCCCUCCGCCUGGCACUGGGCGAGUCAGCCGACGCCGUCAACCAAGCAGAGGCGGGCGAGCAAGGAAAGACCUCCGUGCUGGAAGAUCUGAUCACCAUCGCGGACCUCAAAUCUAACGCAAACUCAUCCCUCCGCCGGCUUUUCACGGAAUCAUCGGAUGCCGGAUCUUCAUCUCAAUCUACCAAGGAUCCCUCGGAGAAACAACACCUCUUCCUCGUCGACCACAACGCCCCGUCAAUCCCCGGGCUUUCUGACGAGCUCAUCUCCUCGCGCUUCACGGUGACGAGUUGCAUCGACCACCACGUGGAUGAGGGCUACGUGCCUCAAGACGCGGCCCCACGGAUCAUCACCACCGGCAUAGGAAGCUGCACAAGCCUGGUGAUCAAGCACCUCCGCGACGAAGGUCUCUGGCCGCGUGGCCUACCCGAGACACCAUCUUCAGAGACUCAAGCACUGCAGGAGAUGUCCAAACUCGCGCUCGCCCCGAUCCUGAUCGACACGGCGAACCUCAAAGCGACGGGGGACAAAUGCUCCGACACAGACCGCGAGGCCGUGACGUUCCUCGAAUCAGAAUCAGCCAUCACGGGUCCUCAGGUCGAGGGCGUACAAGCGGCAUCCACGCACAGUGGCAAAUGGCACCGCGACGCCUUCCACUCGGCGAUUGCCACUGCGAAAUCCAAUUCCCUGGAUUUGUUAUCCAUGCAGGAGAUCUUCGACCGCGACUAUAAAGUCUGGACGGAACGUACUUCCAGUAACAAGGAAGUGAAUAUCGGCAUCUCGAGCCUCGUCCGACCGCUGUCCUGGCUAGCCAAGCACGCGGGCGGCGUUGAUGAGCUUCUUGCCGAGAUUGAGACAUUCGCGACGCAUCCGGACAGGAAGUUGGGCGUGUUCGGCGUGCUGACCCGGACGGGCGAAGGGCAUAAAGAGGUGGUGGUCCUCGCGUUCGACGAGGCCGUUAGCGGCUUGCCAGAAAGGUUCGAGCACCAAGGGCAGAGUGCUGAGCUGCGGCUCCAACCUUGGGAAGGGGACGAGUCGCUCAAGGAGGCACUCGGGCAGAAGUUCGAACACGGACAGUACCAAUUCUGGUACAUGGGCGAUACGAGCAAGAGUCGGAAACAGGUCGGGCCGCUAUUGAGGGAGGCGGUGCGUGGGAUGUGA
Molecule: messenger RNA, 1485 nt
Organism: Cladophialophora yegresii CBS 114405
Lineage: Eukaryota; Fungi; Ascomycota; Eurotiomycetes; Chaetothyriales; Herpotrichiellaceae
Exons: 1
Coding region: 1-1485 (494 amino acids)
Cellular component (GO): cytoplasm
Molecular function (GO): exopolyphosphatase activity
Source: RefSeq, a predicted model, not a curated record